This is a messenger RNA of Dictyostelium discoideum AX4, 1086 nucleotides long. RefSeq lists its product as hypothetical. The transcript is spliced from 3 exons. Lineage: Eukaryota; Evosea; Eumycetozoa; Dictyosteliales; Dictyosteliaceae. The record is from RefSeq and is a predicted model, not a curated record. Bases 1 to 1086 code for a protein of 361 amino acids.
AUGGAUAAUAAUAAAUUAGUAAUUUAUAAAGUUAUAGAAAAUUUCAAUAUAAAUCAAAAUUAUUUUAAUAAUUUAUUUUUUAAAGUUUGGAGAAAUAUUUAUAUAAGGAAAAUAAUAAUUGGUGAAAAAACAUUUGAUGAUUUAAUAUCAUUUUUAAUUUAUCCUUAUAGGGAUUAUUUAACAAGUGUUUGUAUUAAUGGUAUUGGUAGAUACAAUAUCCCAUCGGAUUUUUUAUUACCACCAUUGAUCAAAUCAUUAAAAUUUGGAGAUCAAUGGAAUAAAUUGAUUUUACCAAGAGUUUUAACAAAUUCAUCAUUGACAUCGAUUGAAUUUGGAAAUGACUUUAAUCAACCUUUAUUCCCUGGCUCAAUUCCAAACACUGUAAAUUAUUUAGAAUUUGGAAAGUCAUUUAAUCAACCUAUCAUGCCAGGUGUGAUUCCAAAUUCUGUAACAAUUUUAAAAUUUGGUGAUAAUUUCAAUCAACCAUUGCCAUCGAAUAUACUACCACAGUCAAUUAAAACUUUUAAACUUGGUAAAUUUUUUAAUCAACCAUUAGAGGGGGGUUCAAUACCUUUGUCUGUUGAAAAUUAUUAUUAUGAUUCUUUACAACCAAUUUCAAGAUACUCUUUUCCUUGUUUUAUUAAAUAUUUAGAAUUUGGAUCUGAUUUUAAUUACCCUUUAAAACCGGGUGAUAUUCCUCAAUCGGUUCAAGUUUUAAAAUUAUCUUCAUCAUUUAAUCAACCAAUAGAACCAAAUUCAAUACCGACAAGUGUUGAAACUUUAAUAUUUGGGGUUUCAUUCAAUCAAACAAUUGAACCUGGAUCACUUCCAAAUAAUAUAAAAACUGUGGAAUUCAAUAAAAACUAUGAUAAACCAAUUCCCCAAGGUACUAUUCCAGAAUCGGUUACAAUACUUAGGUUUGGUCGUAGGUUUUCACAAAGUUUGUCAAAAUCACAUAUACCGAAUACUGUAACUUCACUUUUUAUUGAAUUAUGGUUAUUUUAUUUAGUGAAUUUUACAAUUUUAAUUAUUAAUUUAAAUAAUAAAAAUAAUUUAAAUAAUAUUUUUUAUUUUAUUAAAAAAUAA